Messenger RNA from Limulus polyphemus (Atlantic horseshoe crab), 551 nucleotides. RefSeq names its product histone H2B-like. Lineage: Eukaryota; Metazoa; Arthropoda; Merostomata; Xiphosura; Limulidae. Gene Ontology annotation, biological process: nucleosome assembly. Gene Ontology annotation, cellular component: nucleosome. Gene Ontology annotation, molecular function: DNA binding; structural constituent of chromatin; protein heterodimerization activity. The record is from RefSeq and is a predicted model, not a curated record.
UUAGUUGUUGUUUUUUCCGGUCAUUUUUUAGUGUAUGUUCUGAGUAAGAGAGAGAGAAAUAAAGUCUACUUUUCUCCAUGCCACCUCAAGCGUCGGGAAAUGCUGUGUUCUUAGCUGCAAAGGCCCAGAAAGCCAUACGAGCUGGAGAAAAGAAAAAGCGAAAGAAGAGGAGGAAGGAGAGCUUCAGUAUUUACAUUUACAAGGUUCUCAAGCAGGUCCACCCGGAUACUGGAAUCUCCAGCAAAGCUAUGUCCAUCAUGAACAGCUUCGUGAACGACAUUUUCGAGAGAAUUGCCGCUGGAGCUUCUCGACUGGCCCACUACAAUAAGCGAUCAACUAUCACGAGCAGGGAGAUCCAGACUGCAGUACGUCUGCUUUUGCCUGGAGAGUUGGCCAAACACGCCGUCUCCGAAGGGACCAAGGUUAUCACCAAGUACACCAGUUCCAAGUAAUAUGUUUUUCUUCUCUUUUCAAUUCAAACGGCCCUUUUCAGGGCCACCACAUCUUGAAAAGGAGAAAGUCAUUUCGUGUGCAACACGAAGCUAUAUCAC